CUAAACGGAUGCAUUUUGCAAGUGUUAAGCCGCUUGGAGUGGCGAUACCAACGACGAGAUUUGACACAGAGGCGUUGUUAAAUGAACGCACCCAAGAUGCAACUAAGAGGUCAUCAAACAAAUAAUCCAUGCAUAGCUUCAGCGCCCGGAUAUGUGUGCCGCGUGCGUCCGUUCCAAGCCAGACGAACGAGAGGCUGGCAGCCCUGCCUUGCAUCAAGCGGCGAUGGAGGAAGGACCAAAUCCCCACCUUUUAACAUUAAGGGCAAGGAAGACGCCGUGCAGAUGCGCGCUGAGGCAGAGGCCCCCUUCAGGUCCCUCCGACUGGUGUUCAGCGGGUUCUCGGUGGUAUCCGCCGGCCUGGGCUUCCUUAUCAGUAUCCCCCAGCUGAUUGGGGCCCUGGGCGGGGCGAGGAGCGCACUGCCACUGGAGCAAGUACAGCAGAAUCUGGCUAUCGACGCGGGCGCUGUCGCGGUCUUCGCAUUCUUGUUCAAGCUCGACUGGGAUGCCCGCACCAAGCAGCUGGCCCGUCUUCAGCGCGAGGAGACCCUGGGGGCGUUACCCAUCCGCCUGGCCAGCGGCAAGAGCCUCCGGCUGGGGGACCUGCGGGGCAGCGCCCGAGUGGUGCUGGUGGCGGGCACUCGGCGGCAGGUGGCUGCGGCGCUGCGGGAGGCUGAGUCGCUGCGGGAGGAGCUCGUGAAGCGGGGUGUGCUGGUGGUGCCCGUGGUUCUCUUUGAACUGGCUUCUUCCGGUGCCGGUGGCGGUGCUGCUGGCGGGGGUGCAACGGAGGAGCCGGAGGAGCUGCCCCAGCUAACCCCAGCGGAUCAGAGAUUCCGAGCGGAGCCUCAGCGGCUAGCCGAGUGGCAGGGCUGGUUUAAGGAACAGCUGACGUACAGCGCCAAGGCGAAGCCGGAGAACGGUUUGUUUGUUGGGCUUCGGCUGGAUGGUCGAGUGCGGUCCAGUGGCAGCGGACGACCGCCCUGGCGGCGAUAUGCCCUGGAGCUCGCCCCCCUGGAGGGCGAUGGCAAAUGGACGGGAUUUUUCGAUGGAUUUGAUGGCCGCGUGUGA
Volvox carteri f. nagariensis is the source of this 1065-nucleotide messenger RNA. RefSeq lists its product as uncharacterized. Bases 82 to 1065 code for a protein of 327 amino acids. The transcript is spliced from 8 exons. NCBI's taxonomy places the organism in Eukaryota, Viridiplantae, Chlorophyta, Chlorophyceae, Chlamydomonadales, Volvocaceae. The record is from RefSeq and is a predicted model, not a curated record.